Messenger RNA from Saccostrea cuccullata (small rock oyster), 1348 nucleotides. RefSeq names its product sialate:O-sulfotransferase 2-like. The record is from RefSeq and is a predicted model, not a curated record. Gene Ontology annotation, cellular component: plasma membrane. The transcript has 8 exons. NCBI's taxonomy places the organism in Eukaryota, Metazoa, Mollusca, Bivalvia, Ostreida, Ostreidae. The coding region runs from base 1 to 1014 and encodes 337 amino acids.
AUGUUGGCCAAAACACAUCUACUGGUUCGGUCAGGAGAAUGUGUCUGCUUUGAAGACCCCGUUUUUGCAGAGACCAUCUCAUCAGAUCAGUGCAACAGAUCAUGUUAUGAUGUCGGAGAUGAAGGAGCCAUUAAAUUUUUAGAAUGUGGAGGGCCAAAUGCAUAUACUUUAUAUACUUUAGAAGCCGAAAAAGUGAAAAGAGGGGGAUCAUGUCUUGCAGUAAGCUGUGGCGGUUCUGUGCAGGAGUUUUCAUAUUCUUCAAAUUGUUCCGAGUCAUACUUUGGAGCCUGUGUCUAUAAAGAGUAUCUAGGAUGUUUUCAAGACCAGCAAAAUCGAACUUUAUCUGGAAUCAGCCGUAGAGGAGACUUUACAUUGACUGUAGGAAGUUGUAGGAAGUUUUGUACAGACUACCAAUUUUAUGGAGUUGAGUUUGGUGGAGACUGCUUUUGCGGAAAUUUUUUUACAUCAUUUAUUAAAAAGCCUGAAAGAGAAUGUAAUAUAAAAUGUAGUGGGAACGAAAGUCAAAGUUGUGGUGGUGCCGACAGGAUCAACAUCUACAGUAAUCUAAACUACGAGACAGAGAUAAAAACAAACUGGACAUCAUCAAUGCAGAUUUGUAAAACACGGUAUCCCUCGUCGUACUUAAUUGGAAACGUCUCCUUGACUGACUCUACUUUGGCAUGUAAACAAUUACAAAGGAAACAGAGAGGUUUUACCUGGCUAAGCAUCGCAAAAGAAGUGUAUACUGGGUAUGAUCGAGGUGUUGCUGUUGAUAUCCAUGAAAACGAAACGUUUCAUCAGUGUCAGAAAUGUAACCAGACUACCUGUGAAUUUGUUAAUUGUUUUGAAAAGCUUGAUUAUCUAAUUUGUGAAAAGGGCUCAGGUUUUGAAAUACCUCAAAGGAGAGUGAAAAGUAAGCUGCUUAAUAUAGUUUCUGAUCUGUUUGUGCAACUAUGCUUUAAAGAUCUUCAAAGCAAAAAAAUGCUUGUUCAAUAUUUAUUACUUCCUUUCUGAAAAAUUAAUGUUUGGUAAAAGCACGGAUAUUGGUUGUUAACAAUGUACAAGCACAAAUAUUUGUUGUUAAAAAUGAUCAACUAAAUUAAAUCCUACGCGAAAUUUUAAAUGGGUUUACUUUCAAAACAACGAAAUUAAAUGCCCACGGAAAUACUCUUGAUGACAAAUCGACGAAAUUUUAUCCCCACGAAAAUUUGUGCUUCUACAGUUUUUAGUCUUCAAGAGUCCAUUUUGUAGAAUGAAAAUGAAAUACACGUGUAUGUGCUUUUUUGUUUUGGUUGUAAGGUAAUGGGAAUCGUUUUAUAAUAUCAAAGGGUUUUACCAAUUUUGGGUU